AUGUAUAGUGUCAGGGAAGGGUUGGCUCGAUAUGCAGUAGCUGAGGUGGAGUUCUUUAAUGGUAUGUCGCCACAAGACAGAAAGAUGAUCACAGACAACGGCAGCCAGACGCUUGAAGAUUGCUUGCUGUAUGGAGAAAUAGGGUUUGUGGUUGCUGGACUGAAGCCAUGUGUGCUGGUUCAGUUUAGCUGCCCAGAGCGAAUGAACGGACUUUACAGACAAAAGGUUAUCGACCCCUUGGCAGACGAAUUGGGUCUGCGGACCAGAGUAUUGGGUUGCCUGGAAAGUGAGGAGAUGAAUUUGACAGGUGGAUUGAUUGUGGAUCUUGUUGAAUGCCAUGAAAAUAAAGAUAAGAAUAGAAUUGUGGAUGAACUGUGGAGUUGUGGAUCGACUAUUGGUGAGGACAGACUGGCUAGGAUUCUUGAUUAUCCAGGAUCGUUACCAAGGUCAGAACAAGAUAUUUUGACAAUGCUAGAGGUUGCGUAUGUGGACAGUCGGCGAGGAUGCGUGGUGACGACGUUUGCUGCCCAGACCAGAGAAGAACAGAAAGUUAGAACCCACUUUGAACGCUAUAGAAUGCAAUGCAAAGAUCUAUUUGGCAUUGAUUUGCAGUUAAUUAUCCGCCGCCCACAGCUAUAA
Phycomyces blakesleeanus NRRL 1555(-) is the source of this 639-nucleotide messenger RNA. RefSeq lists its product as hypothetical. Bases 1 to 639 code for a protein of 212 amino acids. The transcript has a single exon. NCBI's taxonomy places the organism in Eukaryota, Fungi, Mucoromycota, Mucoromycetes, Mucorales, Phycomycetaceae. The record is from RefSeq and is a predicted model, not a curated record.